Molecule: messenger RNA, 873 nt
Organism: Stegastes partitus (bicolor damselfish)
Lineage: Eukaryota; Metazoa; Chordata; Actinopteri; Pomacentridae
Product: solute carrier family 22 member 7-like
Exons: 5
Biological process (GO): transmembrane transport
Molecular function (GO): transmembrane transporter activity
Source: RefSeq, a predicted model, not a curated record
AUGAAGUUUGACAAUGUGAUGGCAGAGAUCAAUGGCUUUGGCAGAUUCCAAAAAAGGAUGUUCAUCUUGAUGGUAAUUCCUCGUAUGACUUUGCCAUUACACUUCCUGUUGAAUAAUUUCAUUGCAGCUAUUCCCCCUCACCACUGCAACAUCAGCUCUCUGGAUGAUGGAGGUCUUUUUAGGAAUCUAUCUCUGGAGGACAGGCUGGUUGUUAGUGUUCCUGUCCAGCAGGAUGGGACUCCGAACUCCUGUCAAAUGUUUGCAGAGCCGCAGUAUCAUCUGCUGUUCAACUUUUCCAACUUAACUGACCUUCCAACAGUGCCGUGUCAGAAUGGAUGGAUGUUCGACACAACCACCUUCAAGUCUACUCUGGCCACAGAGUGGGACCUGGUUUGUGAUAAGAAAACAGUGAACAAAGCCACGGCCACUAUUUUCUUCAUUGGGGUCAUGAUUGGAGCUGCAGUAUUUGGUUAUCUUAGUGACAGAUUUGGCCGGAAAAAAAUGCUUCUGUUGUCCUACAUGAUAACCUCCGUCUUUGGAUUUGCAAGUGCUUUCUCAUACAAUUUUCCCAUGUUUGCUGCCAUGAGGUUUUUUACUGGACUUGGAAUUUCUGGAAUAAGUAUAAUCAGCAUAGUUCUCAGUAUUGAAUGGGUGGACAUCAGGCAUCGAACCAGAGUGGGUGUUUUAAUAAGCCUGGACUGGAGUGUUAAUACUGCUUUGCUCCCUGUUCUGGCCUAUUUUGUGAGGGACUGGAGGUACCUGACUGCUACUGUCACCACCCCACUGCUUGUGGCUAUGAUCAGUUGGAGGCAAAAUGGACUCGGUUACUGCUCCUUCAUGGCGCGUAUCGGUGUGUCUCUAGCCCCCCUGAUC